CGCGCGAAUUUCAUAUUAAGAACGAUAUUUCUUUUUAAUUAAAAAAUAAUAAUAAUCUUAAAUUCUUUUCCUGGUAUAAUCUUGCAGAUAAAAAAAUAAGUGUGAAUUUUUAAAUCGUUUUCUUUUUCCUAUAAAAUAACAUUUUCCUUUUAAUAAUUUGGCUUUAUAAAUAACCUUUAAAUUAUUUAAUUUAUUUCACUUUUUUUAUAAAUAUUGUGUUUUUCAUGGACAAACGUUUUGUGCCUGUGAUGUGAUUUAAAAAAUAUUGUAUUUCGUGUUUACCGUGCCAGAAUUUUGACGCUUUUUGGUCACUGAACCACAAUGGCAUUCCUGCUAUUAAUCCUCCUAUCAGCAGCAAGCAGCCAAGAGGUGUCGACUCCAGCAAACCUGCUUGGUCCCAGGAACUACAACUACCAUGCUUAUCGAUACUUGGAGGACCCCGAGCCUACCAAAAAAGGACCAAUAUUAUUUCCAAAUGAUGCGCCACCGCCGCCUAGACCCCCACUCAUAGUCACCGCGAGACCCCUAACAGAAUCCAUCGCCAGAAGUGAACUCAACAACUCCAUAGCAUCGUCCUCACAGAUCAAUCCGGAAUUUCGGCUUAAGCCAAACUUUCUCAAGCCAGAGUUUCGGCUUAAACCGGAGUAUAGAAAGCCAGAUUAUUUGAAAGGAUUCCUGUCAAGGAUUAAGGAUUAUCGGCCAUUUGUGCUGCCAACACCAGCUGCCGAUUAUGCUGCUUAUGACGGAAGGAAGUCAGUCUUGGAUGAUAUUGGGGACAAUGGAUACGGCGAUUAUACGGUACAGACACCUCUACCGCCAAUCUACAAGGUCUUAGCAGAUCACGCCAAGCAGAAAGUCCUUAAACUGAAGCACAAUCCGCUGGAGCCAGCUCAUCAUGAUUACCAGGUUAAAGAACCAGAUUAUUCUCACCGCUACCAACAUAACGACGUGAGGGACGAUGGGGAAGCAGAUUAUGAUCAUGCUUCGAACUAUGCCUUCUCCUACACGGUUAAGGACCAGAAGACAGGCGAUGACUUCUCACAUUCCCAACACAGCACCGGUUCUUCUACCAACGGAGAGUACAGGGUUCGACUCCCAGACGGGCGUAUGCAGAUAGUCUCCUACACAGCUGAUCAUAACGGCUACAAAGCUGACGUAAGAUACGACGACGAAGACAAAACUUCUGGAAACAGAAUCGAUGAUAAUCAUGAUUACAAACAAAAACCCGAUUACAAGAAUACUCUUGAUUACCGAACAAAUGAUUACAAACAUGAUUAUGAUGAAAAUGAUUACGAUAAACAUAAUGAUUACAAAAGUAAUCCUUACGAUUAUGUUGUCAGUCGGGAUUACAAACCAGUUGCAAGUAAAGAUUCUUACAAUCAAUAUACUGAUUUAUCAAAAGAAUAUAAUAGUGACUAUUCGUUAGAAUAUGACGGUAAAGAUGAUAACUACAGUCCACAUAGGAGCAAGUUCUCUUCUUUCGUACCUAAAAGUUCUAAUUUAGGCACAAUUAUUGUACCAACAGAGAGACAGCUAAAUUCUGUGUCUUCAACUGUAAGGCCUUCUUAUGAAGAACUGAAACAUCUUUUUGUGAAUAAACCCACGCAAAACUAUUACAAAAAUGUCGAAAUUAACGUCCCAUCGACAACACCAAAUACUUUUAAUUUUGAUCAAACGACAGAGCAUGUUGUUGUGAUAGGGAAGACGAACCCAAAUCUGUAUACUAAUAUUAGGAACGUACCGCUAACUGCUACUCCCUCGCCGGUAUCAACUAGUAAUUUUGUAACACCAAGGAGUUACUUAGUAUCGACGAUUGCUAGUUUAGCUAAAGGAGAAAAACCAGUGUUGUCCGACAGCUUUAUUAAUAGGAUUAACAAGUACUUGACAUUUACUUAAAAUGUACUUGCUUACAUUAAUUUUCGGUGCCGAUGAGGAUAAAAUCUGGCUAUUUCUCCCAUUUUGGUUUUGGUUAUAUUUUUACACUAUGACCCUUUGCGCAUCAAAAUAAAACCAUACUUAGUGUUAUAUUUAUUCCCUAAAGAUCGGCAAGAACAAAACUUAUUUUCAAUAAAAACAGCCAUUUUCCAACUGAUGGCUUUUCUUAAAUGGGUUACGGACAAGCUACCGAAAUGAUAAAAUAACACUUUUAAAAAAAAAUCAGCAUGUUACAGUUGCCGUAACUGAAUGUUUUUUUUUUUUGCCAAGGUAUAGGACUACUUACCUCCACCAAUCCGCAUUGGAGCAGCGCAGCGUGGUGGAGUAUGCUCCAUACCCCCUCCGGUUGAUUGAGGGGAGGCCUGUGCCCAGCAGUGGGACGUAUAUAGGCUGUUGAUGAUGAUGAUGAGGACUACUUACUUUAGCCAGAAAAUUAUACAAAAUCGUUUAACAGAACUUUGCACUACCGUUCUCAGCCAAGACAAGUUUUUUUUGGCUUUUGCAAUUCACCCUAUUAUUUUAUUAAUUUCCUUUGCCUAAAUCUAACCAAGUUGUAUUUCCUUAGUAAGUAUUAAUUAUUUAAGUCUGAAAGUUUACCAAUUUACAAGAAAAACCAAAACCAUCUAAAGAUCGUUUUUAAAUUGUUUUUGUUAAUAUUAUU
Pectinophora gossypiella (pink bollworm) is the source of this 2596-nucleotide messenger RNA. RefSeq lists its product as uncharacterized. The transcript has 6 exons. Gene Ontology annotation, cellular component: extracellular matrix. Lineage: Eukaryota; Metazoa; Arthropoda; Insecta; Lepidoptera; Gelechiidae. The coding region runs from base 322 to 1896 and encodes 524 amino acids. The record is from RefSeq and is a predicted model, not a curated record.